CGCACAGUGCGCACGCGCACACAGGGUCGUUGCUCUGACUGGCUGCGUAAGUCGCGUUUUUGCUAAAUGGCGUUGCUGGCGGGUAGGUUGAACCUGAGGAGCUGGCGGGGAGAUGUGCAGCGACUUUCUCAGGGCGGAAUCCGGGACAGAGCUCCUUGCCCGGCUUGAAGGCAGAAGCUCCUUGAAGGAACUAGAACCCAACCUGUUUGCGGAUGAAGAUUCCCCCAUGCACGGUGAUAUUCUUGAAUUUCAUGGUCCAGAAGGAACGGGGAAAACAGAAAUGCUUUAUCAUUUAACAGCCCGAUGUAUACUUCCAAAAUCAGAGGGCGGACUGCAAAUAGAAGUCUUAUUUAUUGAUACAGAUUACCACUUUGACAUGCUGCGGCUUGUGACAGUCCUCGAACAUAGACUCUCGCAAAGCUCCGAGGAAACCAUAAAGCUCUGCCUUGGCAGGUUGUUCCUGGCGUACUGCAGUAGCAGCAUGCAGUUACUGCUCACGCUGCACUCCCUGGAAGCCCUGCUCUGCAGUCACCCUUCUCUCUGCCUUCUCAUUGUGGAUAGCCUGUCAUCGUUUUACUGGAUAGACCGAGUCAGUGGAGGAGAGUGUGUGGCCCUGCAGGAGUCAACGCUGAAGAAGUGCUCUCAGCUCCUAGAGAGGCUUGUCACCGAGUACCGCUUGCUGCUUUUCACAACAACACAGAGUCUAAUGCAGAGAGGCUCAGACUCAGCCGAAGGGCCUUCUUCGUCCAAGCACCCAUGUGAUGGAGACAUGGACUACAGAGCCUAUCUCUGCAAGGCCUGGCAGAGGGUUGUGAAGCACAGAGUCAUCUUCUCGAGAGAGGACGAGGCCAAGAGCAGCCGGUUCUCAUUAGUUUCACGUCAUUUAAAAAGUAACAGUUUAAAAAAACACAUUUUUAUAAUCAGAGAAAGUGGGGUGGAGUUUUGUUGAUCUCUAUCAUCAAAAAGGCUUUUAGGUGCACUAAGGCAAGUCUUUAAAAGUCUUUUAUAGGCUAAAGUGGUUUGAUUCUAAAGCUUUUAAUUCUGGGGAAAUUAAUAUAAACAGUACAGAAAAACUUGGAGCUGUUCUGUCCCCUCCAGGGUGUGGAAGGUCAGUCAGAACAUACUGAACUCCACGGUGCUUGUUUUGAAGCUCAGUACAUGAUACACAUUUCAGACUAGGUCACUUUCUGAGUACUUUAGGAAGGUUCACCGCUCAUCCCUUGGCUCCUUGAGACUGUGGCUGGAGAGGGUGUACAGAGUUGUUAUGUCAAUCAAAGGAAGAAGCACAGGGCCACCUGCUCAACUGCCUCCCUCUGGAAUCUGGAGUGAGCUGGGUGUGGUGGCUGGUGGAUCUCUGUGAGUUCAAAGCUUGUCUGGUCUAUAUAGUGAAUUCCAGGAUAGCCAGAACUACAUAAUGAGAUCCUGUCUCAGAAAGCCAAUCAAUAAACAGAUAGAUAAAUAGAUGAGACUGGAAUGUUUGAGCCUUCCUCCGCUCUCCCCCCAUUUUCCUGUCUUCUACCUGCUCCCCUUCCCCCGAGGAUGUCAUAUAGUUCAGGCAAGUCUUCGUCACAUUUCUGCCUCUGAGGUGGCUCCUUGGAGCCAGCAAGUUUUGAUAAGUUACACUUAAAUUCAAGAUGAGUUUCCAUUAUUUGGGGCUUCAAAUUUUUCAAAGACAGGGAAAUGAUGUACUCAUUUUGGAAUUCUGAAGUUUAUUUUGGAAUGCUCAUCUCAUUAAUUGAUAGAUUCUGAAAGUGUUAAGAGUUAAAUAUUAAUAGUGUUUUCUUCCUUAUUUAGAAUAGCCAGAGAUGCGUUGGAACCGGCUGUUAUUUCCAGCUGUGAGCUGAGGGAAACUCUGGGUGCUAGGUGUCCAUGAAACCCAGAAAGAGUUUGCACUGCUCAGAAGGUUCCUAGUUAAGAUUACUGUUGCCGUGAUGAAACGCUGUCACCAAAAGAAUGUUGGAAAGGGAAGGGUUUAUUGGUUUAUACUUCUAUAUUGUAGUCCAUAUUUGAAGGAAGUCUGGACAGGAACUUAUGAGGGGCAGGAACUUUGAGGCAGGAACCAAUGCACAGUCCAUGGAGGGUGCUGCUCCCUUGUUUGCUCAAUCUGCUUUGUUAUAGAACCCGGACCAUCAUCGUAGGGUGGCCCCACCCACAAUGGACUGAAUCCUCCCUGAUUAAUCAUCAUGCCCUGCAAGCUUGCCUACAGCCUGAUCUUAUGGAGACAUUUUCUCAACUGAAGCUCCCUCCUCUCUGGUGACUCUAUCUAGUUUGUGUCAAGUUGACAUCAAACUAGCCGGCACAGAGUACCUGUCGGAAGAAGGCUUUAGAAAAUCCCUUCACAUGCUCUGACCCAGGGAUAGGCCCACACAUGUGAUGUUCAGACUGACUGCUAUUCUCAAACCUGCUAAUGCCUAUGUCACAAAAUAUCUUGUUUCCCCCUUUGUUCACUCAUAUUACCAGAGGUUUAUGAGUUAAAAAGCAUCCUGUAGAGAAGCUGAGACUAAAUUUCUUCUUUAUGAAGGCACAGCCAUGUAACUUGCUGUCUGUGCCCUGCCUGAGUGCCUAGGCCUGCUUGCACUCACCGCAGGGCUUCUGAGGCUGUCUCUGUAUCUAGAGCCUGCUAGGCUGCCUAUGGACCAGGCUGGACAGCCCUCAAGCAGAGAAGGUAGAAGCUGACUUCUGACUUCCUCGGCCACUGCAAGGACGACAGCCAUUUGUUUCAGUAAUGCUUCCCUUGGUGUAUCCUGUUCCUCAGUUAACUCUUCUCAGAGACUAGGUUUGUGUUCAUCAGUGAGAAGCCUUUUGUUUAAACCCAGGGUCUCACUGUGUAGUUCUAGCUGCCCUCCUGAUUGCAGGUAUUAAAGGUGUGUACCAGUCUGCCUGGCUCAUUAAUGUGAUUUAAAAAAUAGUUUGAAACUAAAAUGCAAUUGCAUAAUUUCCAUAUUCUCUUUCCUACCCCCAGUCCCUACCAUGUACACCACCCACCUUGCUCUCUCAAAUUCACUCAUGUUUCUGGCCUUGUUUUUCUAAUUGUAUAUAAAUAUACAGAUAAUUUAAUUGUAUAUAAAGACACAUACAUUCCUAAAUAUACAGCCUUCUCAGUCCUUAUAAUGUUAUUUGUAUGUAUGUUCUUAGGACUGACUACUAUUGCAUAACCAGUUGGAGUGCUCUUUCCUGGGGGAAACUUUUUCGCCUGCUCUCAACAUUCCUUAGUUGCCUGUAGAUUUUUGUCUAGGGCUGGACUCCAUGAGCUCUCCCCUUCAGUGUUAGCAUGUCUGUUGGUGUUGUCGUUGCUCGGGUCCUGUUUAGGCAGCCAUGUUGAGCUUUCCUGAGCUUUCUAGGAAACAGUCUUACAGCAGACAUCCCACCCUCUGCUCUUACAGUCCUCCUUCUGAGGUGCUCCCUGAGCCUUGGUGCAAGAUGCGUUGUCAAUGGAUGACAGGCAGGGCACCGCAUGCCCACUUCUUCUCUUCCUCUUGAUCUCGUGGUUUUCAGUAGUGGUUUCUGUUGCAAAGAGACGUUUCUUUGUUGAGGGAUGAGAGCUGUACUUAUCUUUGUAUAUUUACAAUGCACAGAGGAAUUAUGCUGCUUUAAUAAAUGAUUUAUUAAUAUAAA
Molecule: messenger RNA, 3615 nt
Organism: Mastomys coucha (southern multimammate mouse)
Lineage: Eukaryota; Metazoa; Chordata; Mammalia; Rodentia; Muridae
Gene: Xrcc2
Product: X-ray repair cross complementing 2
Exons: 3
Coding region: 113-949 (278 amino acids)
Biological process (GO): double-strand break repair via homologous recombination; DNA strand invasion
Cellular component (GO): replication fork; Rad51B-Rad51C-Rad51D-XRCC2 complex; centrosome
Molecular function (GO): four-way junction DNA binding; ATP binding; ATP-dependent DNA damage sensor activity
Source: RefSeq, a predicted model, not a curated record